UGUGUGUGUGUGUGUGUGUGCAUUGGUUUCCUUGUGAUCACUGAGGUUGGUUAGCUGCUGUUGUAACAUGCCAAAGAAAGGUUUGUAAUGGUAAUCCAGAUGAAACGUGGAGGGGGAGGGUUUUUUUUCUUUCCAUGCAGCAGAGGAGGAACAGCUAAACUGAGUCAAACCAUCGAGGCGAUGAGCUAAAAUGAAAGCGGGGAGUUAAGUUAAGAAAAAAGAAAGGAAAGAAAAAAAAAUGGUGGCAGCAUGAAAACAAGCCAGGCUGGUCCAACGAAUUCACAGAUCAAUAGUGAUUGAUCACAUCAUGUUAAAAUGUUGACUCGUGUCCUUGUGGGAUGAUGGAUGAAUCAAAGACAAGAGGAAAGUGAUCUUCUAACCGAGCCCAAACUUAAAUAGUCGAAACCUGAAAUAACUUCAAAUAUAGCUACAUUAUUUUAUUCAUAAUUUUCUAUUAUCAUUUUAUUUACAAACAUGGUGGCACAAAACACACUAAUGCACGUCACUGUCAACCAAAGUUAAAACAAAAUAUAAAAUUGUAAUAUACAUGGCCUAUAAUAUAAAUAAAUUAAAAAAAAUGCAAAUAUUUGAUUUAUUUAUAGAGUUUAUAUUUGUACUUUUGGUAAAUGAAUGAAUAGAUUGUAUAGAUGUCGACCUUCAUAAUUUAUAAGUUUAUAUAUUGGUACAUGUACAAAUUUGAGGAGAUUAACUUUGAAAUUAUCUUAACAAUUUAGCAGCCUGUUUUGUUUUUUCUGAAUUGAAGCAGCAGCUCCACCUCUGUGGAACUACACACCGUGUGACCUGUCUAUUUCAACGCAACUACCACGACGACCCCUUGUGGACCCGUAAAACUCGUGUAUAUGUAAACCUAAACAUGACACAACUGGGAGCAUUAACCAUGCUAAAUCACAGAAAUGAUGACAGCACAGAUCAGAGAGAAACAGGCUCCAUAUCAGAGCUUUAAAUUUAAAUAAAACUUAUGUUACAAUCUAAAACCAAACAUACACCUGAAGCCAGGAGGAAAUGGCUGUAGACCUACAAGAUAUUAAAAGGGAGAAAUUUAAAUAUUUGACUUUUUCUAUAAAGCCGAAUAUACGCUAUUUUAAUUUAUCGAAGCAUGUAGUCUAUUAACGUCCUUGCUUUUCCUUGUUUAGUCUACGGAUCAUUUUAACUUUGAACCAAUCAUUUCAUCUUAUUUAUUUAUUAGAAAAUUAUAUUUUAUCUAUGAAGCUGACAUGGACAAUGGCGAAAGAGAGGGGGGUUUUUCCGUGAUAUUUUUUAAUCUGCAAAAUAAUUUAUAUACAAUCAUAAUCCUGAUAUAGUUUGUCGUGUAGUUAUCCUCUAAUUUACUAUUUCCUGACGUAUAAAUAUCAUUUAAAUGAAAUAACCUGACACAUAUUUUAGUCAUUUUAACAAUAAAUCUGAGGAAAGAAAGAAGGAAAGUUACAAUGACUGACUUCGAUCCCUGAACACAUCAUCUUUACAGUGGCACAAAAUAUUUUAAAUAUAUAUAUAUAUAUAUUUUAUGGUCACUAAUACAUAUUUUAGCUCCCUCUCCUUUUACUUGGCGGGUCAGAAUUUCACACUAAAACUCUGGCAACUCCUACAGAAUAUUCUCACAAUUUUACAAAACAAAUAAAUAGAAAUUCUUUCAUCUACUUCAUAUACCCAUUUCCCUCUGGUUAAAAGCAGCAGAGCUCCACAGUCGGUUUCACUGUAAUGAAUGAGAGGGUAGAUAUUGUUGGACACGUGUCUGGAAAAGGUCAAUCAUUUCAAAAUGAAUUUUAAAUUUAAAAAACAAAUAAUUUAAAACCCAGGUUGCAUGAGGGCAUUUGUCCAUCUGUCCCCUGCUCAAAUUAAACUGUUUAGCGGACAAGGAAAACAAUCUAAUGAGGUGUCAGCAAAUCAGAUCAUUUCCAGUGGAAGGGUCAGUGCCUCCCAAGUGCUGCCUCAUAUCAUCUUGGCCGGCAGCCAAGGCGUUUGGAUCCCAGUGUGCUGGACUCCAGCCAAUAAGGUGUAACAAGCUGAUGGAUUGCAAAGAUGGCUGUCUCUUAUUCUGACUUUACUCAACGCUCUAUGAGAUUUUAAUUUAGCCGUUGAUCUGAUAUUUUAACUUUUUAUUUUUUAUUUUUCCUUUGUGAGAAUGAAAGCAAACAAUAUAAUACAUGGUUCUGGCGAUAUGUUUCUCUCAAAUAAGCGGGCUAACACAUUCAUUUUAUUCAAAGUUUGGAGUAAUAAAUACAAUUAUAAUCUCCUUCUGUUGAUCAAACUGAAUAAUAAAAAAAAUUAUAAGGAGAAAUUGAUAGUUGACUGGUUUCCAGGACGGGAAAUAUACAACAAAUAAACAAACAAACAAACAAAUACAUUUUUGCCGCAAGUUUCCCGAUCUCUCCGCCCAUUGAACUGCACAUUACACCAUCUAGACCUCUAGGGGUGUGAUAAUUUCCGGCAGCCCCUGAAAGUAGCAAGGUAAAGUUGCCGUGUGUUCUAUGAAAUGGCCUCUAGAUGUCAGUAUAAAUCUGAACUCACAGCACAGGGCGAAUCAGAGAGUCAGGUAAUCAAUAAUCAAACAGACUGGAGUCCUAACUUUACAAAAUAUCACGACAUUUUAUAUUGUGUCUGUAGUUGAGAGAUGAGACUCUGAUGAGUCAUGGUGACUUCGCCUCUGACACAAUGACAAGAUUUUAUAGCCUAACUUGAUCUCUCUCGCUGAUCUGCAGACUGUAUUUAUAUGUUUUUCCCUCUCUUUAUCUUAAAUAUAAUAUUUCUGGCUGCGCAAGGAUCCGCAGCCACUCGUCAGAAGAGUCCCGCCUCUCUAAUAUCCAAAAUGCGCUGUUUAAAUAAGCAACCAACCAACCACGGAGGCUGGAAGAUCCAUCUGACAUUACCAGAGAGCAUCACGCUGCAUCUUGACGCUGGUCAUCUGCCGGGUGUCGGGCGGAUGGUAUCAGCUCCUGGGCGGGACAACACAGCCAGCUGGCGGCGUUAAGACACUUGUGUGUGUGUGUGUGUGUGUGUGUGAGAGAGAGAGAGAGAGAGAGAGAGCGAGAGAGAGCGAGUGGAGAGAUCAGUGUAACGCGUCUUCGGGAACAUCACCGGGACUGUUCGUUCUGGCACCAGCAGUUCCUCCAGGAGCAGAGGGUGGGAGACACAUUAACAGACAGAGCAAGCGCUUUGCUUGCUUGGAAGUGAGUUUCUGUUGCGGUGAUCCCUCACAGGCUGCAGCUCAGCAGAAUGCGAAACAUGAAGCUGCAGAACAAAGUUAAAAAUCCCACCGCUAACUGCGUCAAGUAGUCUGCUGCGACUGGACUGCAAUCAUGUAGCCGCUUUCUGGCUGUGAAAUCAGAAGGAUGUGCACAUUUAUGUAGAUGUCAUGCAGGGCAUUAUGAAGAGAAGCUCAUAGGCUGUGAGGUGAAGUCUCGGUUCGGGGAAAGCAGAAACAGGACACAGAGAGGUUUAUUUGCGCUCCCGGUCCCGUUCACGCCGCCUGCAACUCCUGCCACUCCAGCCCAACAUGGCACGGCUUCGGAGGAAAGCGUGUGUAGCUCUGUUUCUCUUUACGCUAUUCAUCUUUGGGACCAUGAUGGGAUUGAGGACCCUGAAGCCUAGUGACGGUUUCUCGGAUCUGGCUCCGGGCUUGGAGCUCCUGCCGAUGAUAGGGGGAAAGAUGGACCGGCGUUCCGUGGCUCGUGACGCCACCGCGUCCCCGGGUCAAGCCCGCCCGGCUGGCAGCAACACCAAGGCAGUUUUGUCCAACUCCGGACCCGAGGGGAGCGUAUUUUAUGAUGUCCACAUUUUUUACUACAUCUGGUACGGCAACCCACACAUGGACGGCAAGUACAUCCACUGGGACCACAUCCUGGUGCCACACUGGGACCCCAAAAUCGCAUCCAGCUACCCGAGAGGGCGACACAUGCCACCUGAAGACAUCGGCUCCAGUUUCUACCCCGAACUAAAUCCGUACAGCUCCAGGGACCCGGACGUGUUGGAGUCCCACAUGGAACAGAUCGGAGCAUCUGCAGCAGGGGUUCUGGUUGUGUCCUGGUAUCCUCCCGGUCUGGCUGACGACAAUGGGGAACCCGCUGAGGAUUUGGUACCAGCUGUACUGGAUGCUGCAUAUAGACACAACCUCAAGGUUGCAUUUCACAUCCAACCAUACAGAGGACGGAACGACCAGAGUGUGCAUGAAAACAUCAAGUAUAUCAUUGACAGGUAUGGUGACCAUGGAGCCUUCUACAAGUUCACCACCAGCACAGGGAAGAGUCUUCCUCUGUUUUACAUCUACGACUCCUACCUAACUCCUCCAGAGUCCUGGGCUGAAUUUUUAACUCCCACCGGCUCCCACAGCGUGCGCGGCUCAGCUUAUGACUCCAUCUUCAUCGCCCUGAUUGUGGAGGAGCGCCACAAGCACGACAUCCUUGCAGGUGGCUUUGAUGGCAUGUACACUUAUUUUGCGUCCAACGGCUUCUCAUUUGGCUCUUCCCACCAGAACUGGAAGGCCAUCAAAGCUUUCUGUGACGGCAACAAUCUCCUCUUCAUCCCCAGCGUGGGACCUGGUUAUAUAGACACCAGCAUACGGCCAUGGAACAACCACAACACACGCAACCGAGUGAACGGUCGUUACUACGAGACAGCCCUGCAGGCGGCACUCAAUGUGAGGCCAGAGAUGGUCACCAUCACAUCUUUUAACGAAUGGCACGAGGGGACUCAGAUAGAGAGAGCGAUGCCUAAAAAGACAGUGACCCGCGUGUACUUGGACUAUCAGCCACAUGGACCUGAUCACUACUUGGAGCUGACCCGACGCUGGGCGGAGCAGUUCAACAAAGAGAAGGAGCAGUGGCUCAUGUGAGCUUUCAUUAAACUAACUUGAAACAACAUGAUCUAGUGGAUAUGUGUGUACACAUCAAAGAUAACAAAGGAGAGGGGAGUCAAUGUAGAGACUGAUCAGUGGAGAUGUUAGUACACGGACAUGCUUUUACCUCCCGGAUCUGGGAGCUCCUGAAAGUGUGUGUUCAAGAUUGCACACACGCUCAUCUGCAAGAACAGGACUGUGUUGACUUGAGUAAAGCAGCAUUAACGGGUCGGUCUGGGGAAUUUUGCUCCAACUUUUAUUGACAGGUCAGACUUCUAAAAUGCCCUGUAGGCCAAUCUCUCCUAUCUUUUUUCACUGAUUACAACUUGUUUCACAAUUAGCUCAAACACUCCCACUAUCAGAAAAACUACUGCCUGACAUAUUAAUAAAUGCUAUGUGUCACCAUGUAAAGUCCUCAUUCCCCACUAACAUUAAAUAGAGCUGAUUGCAAUGGCAACAGCAGGACACAUCUAUGGUUUUUCAACAAGAGGUUCUUAAACAGAAUGAGUUGAAUGUUAGUCUUGUCUUUGCCUGUGUUCAGAGAGCUUGUUAAAAUGGUGAUGACAUGGCAUUAAAAGAAGAGUGGUGUUAUUGCAGCCAUAAUAAAAAAAACCCAUAUCCUCAACAUGAGUCUCCUGAAAUUAAAGGAACAGCUCAGCAUUUUGGGAAAUAUUUUUAUUUGCUUUCUGGCAAACACUUGGCUGAGAAGAUCGAAACCUCUCUCAUGUCUGUCUUAGCAGAAAAACUGGAAAUGGGGGGAAAUAGCUAGUCUGAUUCUGUCUAACGGUAACAACAUCCACUCACCAGCACCUUUAAAACUAAUUUAUCAACACACUAUAUCUUGUUUGUUCAAUCUAUACAAAAACCAAAAUGUAAAAAUGUUUUUGUUUUGUGCUGGACUAUUUCUUGACCAGAUACAGUGAUUUUCAGGAGUCUUUGUUACCUGACAAAACUUACAGUUACUCCAAACUUCUUAUCUAACUCUCAGCAUGAAAGGGAUCAUGCUAAUUUCCCAAUAUGCUGAACUGUUGCUUUAAAAGUUUUAUUUCAAUUCAUGCAGUAUUUUAAUGGGGUUUCAGAUUGUUGUAAUUCUGUCAAAAAGGCUGCAUCUGUGAAAACCCCUCUUGGAGAAACUUCAAGAAAAGUAUAUCAGCUGGUAAAUAAACUAAAAUACCCUUUGAGUAUUUAUACAUUUAUAGCAUGCAGAUUAGCACUGCUUCUCUCCACUGUGCUAAACAACAAAGAUCUUCAGUGUCAGAGUAUGUCAGUCCAUGUCCAUGUGUCGAAGUAAACAAGUCAGACAGGUCAUUAAAGGGCAGUUACACUAAACUUGGCCAUAAGGUUCUAUUAUUAUAUUAUCAGUAUAUUAUAUUCAGAGACCUACCUGAAUUAAUCUGAUUUUGGUGUAAUUCCCUUUAAGGAAGGAAGCCAUGUUUUUUGUGGGCACACAUUACCUUCUUUCACUCAAGUAUAAACCACAGAAAGAGAAGCUGAAAGUGCUGAGGCCAGGGGUCAGUGUUUAAGAUAAAAACGGACCACUGACGGGACACUCUGCUGUAUGGAUUUGUGUGAUUUAGAUUUGAUGAAAUCCUGCUGUCUAUUAAAGUAAAAGGUACUGUCAGACAGGAAUUUUUGAGAAUAAAAGUAUGCUUUUUGUGUCUUUGGUUGAUUUUCGUGUGAAGGGCACUUCUGAGUGGUUUCUGCUCGUUUUUUUUUUUCUUUUCUUUUUUUCUAUGCAGUUAGACACUUGAUUUCACAUGCCAUUAAGAAUCAAUAAUGAGUAAAAUGUCCAGACCUAAAAAUAAAAAACAGAUGUGCAUGUCUCAAAUAGCUUUUUAUAUAUGAUGGAGAGUAAUGAUACUGAAGAAAAAAAAUGUUUUAUUGUGGCUGUGCCAAGGUUAAAGUUUAUAUCAGGCAAUGAGCAUUUUUUAAAAAUGCCUGUUUUUAACAUGCAAGUGACAAAUUUCAUACCUGAAUCCACUUGGUCCAUGUGCAAACUAACAGCUCAAAAUAUUACAGUAUUUCCCAACUUGUAAAUGUAGCUUAAUCUACAACAUAAAACAGAGUUAUUGUAACUGUUUGCUGGUGACCAAUUGUAGUGUAAGCCUCACACUAUUUAAACUGAUUAAAUCAUUUAUUUAAAAACAGUUCUGGACUCAUAAAAUUUGAUGCACAGUCAGUGCAGGUCACAGUGCUCAUAACACUUUUAACCACUAAUGAAAUAGUCACAAUAUCAGCUCAAACCAUUGUAUUCUCAGUCAAGCCACACUGAUUUGACAAUACAAAAAAAGAUAUAAAGAUUUCUGUUUAUGCAAAAAAAAAAAAAAGAUCCCAUGUUAUAGCUGACCUUGCUCUAUUUUUCUAAAUAAAUAGUAAGAACUGUGACCCUCAGUUUAAAAUCCCACAUAAACCUAUGAUAGUAGACACAUGGUAAGGCAGAAAAUAUGAUCAUUAGAAGAAGAAGAAACCCCAGACCUUAAA
Molecule: messenger RNA, 7333 nt
Organism: Lates calcarifer (barramundi perch)
Lineage: Eukaryota; Metazoa; Chordata; Actinopteri; Centropomidae
Product: glycoprotein endo-alpha-1,2-mannosidase-like protein
Exons: 4
Coding region: 3515-4849 (444 amino acids)
Cellular component (GO): Golgi apparatus
Molecular function (GO): alpha-mannosidase activity
Source: RefSeq, a predicted model, not a curated record